This is a messenger RNA of Etheostoma spectabile (orangethroat darter), 1515 nucleotides long. RefSeq lists its product as uncharacterized. The transcript is spliced from 2 exons. Lineage: Eukaryota; Metazoa; Chordata; Actinopteri; Perciformes; Percidae. The record is from RefSeq and is a predicted model, not a curated record. Gene Ontology annotation, biological process: regulation of toll-like receptor signaling pathway. Bases 126 to 971 code for a protein of 281 amino acids.
GUAGAACUUUACAAUUACAUAUGCAGCAACACGGUGCCAUUUGCACUUAAGACUGGCAACCAUAGGAAGCAAAGACGGGUACAAAGAGAGACCGAAGAAGAAGAAGAGGACAGUCAGUCUGUGCCAUGUUGGCUGAAGGUUUUCUCAGAGUGCUGCGUUACAGGGAGGAGAGAAAGUUCGCCACUGCUUCCAAGAUUAAGAGAUGGCAGACACACACACCUGGUCCGGAUCAGUUCAGCUGUGUUGUCUCCGAGUCCAUCUCUGCAGACCUACAGACAGAUUCAGCUGAAGCAGGUCCAAACCAGGAAGAACUAGACACCACCCAAUUCCAGGGACUGAAAGUGGUCCCUCAAGGUCCUUUAGGCCUCUUGAUCCCUGGGUGUCCAGCUGACCCUACAGUUUUCCUCGACAACUGUAGCCUCCUGGACCAGUACCCAGAUCUGCAGGUGGCCGACUCAGGCCUCAUCUCACACAACCCACCGAGAGCCACCGUCCCCCUGCAGGGUUUUCACACUCAGCCUCUUGCUACAGAAGCCCGCCAUCACCCAGAAUGGCCAACCCAACAGGGCCCACGAGGCGAGCCUGUCCUAUCGAUACCAGACCAGGGUUAUCUGGUUAUGGGGGCCAGUGUGAACAACAGCUUGGAUCUACCCGGAUCAGGCUUGGAGCCCAUGUCUAACUCUGUGCUGAACGGUCUGCUGGAGAAACAGCUGGAGGAGGUGUACAUGCAGCAUCUGACUGACAACUUGGCUCGAUGUAACUCCCACCUGGGGAACAGCCUCCUGCACGGCCUGGUGCCUCCGCCACACGGGCUGGGGCCGGACUCACUGGAGGCCGGUCUGGAUCAGGGAUCAAGAGGGGACAGCGGAAAGAUUAGCUACCUGAGCACCCAGAACUUAGCUCCCUGCUCGUCCAACUUCAGCUCCCCUGUGCUGAGGAUUUCAGAGGCUGAAAGUCCUCAUAUGCAAUGAAUGCAGUCAUGCACACUUCCUGCAAAAGUAUUGUGUUCACCUAUGUGAUACUAACUAAAGGCUUUUUUAUGUUGCUUCUGCACUGCAACCUCCAAGUUUACACAUGCCCACAUGCAACUGAGACAUAAAAACAAGUUCAAACAAUUCAUGUUUUUAUGUUUUUAUACCUAUAUCUACUACAUGUCUGUGUUUUCUUGCUUGAUGAAAUGAAGCCUGCUCUCAUGCGCCAUCUGCUGUUAGCUUUAGGAGCUACACCAUCUUGUGUUUACUUGAGAAACAUUUGAAUUGUUUUUUUAUUGAUAUAUAAGUGGGUAUGUGUGUAAGGUAUUUAUAAUUUUGAAGCAAAUUAUAAUCCAAGAUUAUAAACCUAUACUGCACAUUGAAGUUGCCUUGUAGAUAGAGAUGUAACAUAUACAUGAAUACAUCUAGUCUAAAUGAAGUAAAAUAAGAUUCCAAUCAUGUUUUUUAAGUGAUGUGUUGUAUAUAAGUCUCUUAAUAAUGUUUAGACAUACAGUACAUUAAUUAUAUUAAAUGGUUAAAUUGG